GGGGGGAGGCCCCUUGACCGGUUCGGGCAAUGGUCACCGGUGGUGUUGGCCUGGGUUCGUGGCGCUGACCGCUACACCCACCGCUCCUCCCCCCACCGGCAGCUGACCAAUCAGAGCAUCGUCUACUCGAACCCCUUCUACCACGUGCCCGUGGGCGGGCUGGAGGGCGACGAGGCGUUCAACUUCUCGGUGGAGUGCGACUACCCAAGGCGAGGCUCCGUGAGCUUCGAGAAGGAUCUGCUGCCCCAGCAGGAGGACUUCUCUGACCUCCUAGAGGCCGUGGGCUCCUUCAACUUCUCCCUCACCAUCAUGGACGAGGAGUGGCAGCAGCCACGAAGCUCCGCCACCUUCCUGCUGGGCGGAGCGGUGAACUUGGAGGCGCGCGUCCAGUCCGUCGGGGGGGGGCACCUCCCCCUGCGCCUCUUCAUCGACUCGUGCAUCGCCACGCCUGGCGGGGGGCCCCAGGGUGGGGGGCAGGAGGGGGGCCAAGGGGGGGGAGGCGGUGACCUGGAGUACGCACUGGUGGAACAGCACGG
This is a messenger RNA of Petromyzon marinus (sea lamprey), 536 nucleotides long. The record is from RefSeq and is a predicted model, not a curated record. Lineage: Eukaryota; Metazoa; Chordata; Hyperoartia; Petromyzontiformes; Petromyzontidae.